UUCUCUACACUUCAAAAUCAAAUUCAAACACAAUUUCAAAAGAGCUCGAAUGUCAAUGAAGAGUAUGGUCGCGCAAUAAGGACUGAAUCAUAUUUAGAUUUCUUAUUGAAAGCACAACUUGUAAAGAAUGAAGGAGGAUUAUCACCUUCUCAUCACUCUGAGUUUUGUGAUUUCUUCCUCGAACCUAACCAAGAAACCGUAGAACGUGUUAUUGAAUCAUCGGUGCUUUUCAAGAAACUAGGCCUCGAGCAACUUAUAGUUAAAUACUUUGAUAUGAGCGUCGAGGCAUCAAGAAUUUGUAGUCACCUUCUCAAUAGCAUUGAUCGAAUCCACUCUAGCUACGGGUCAAUUGAGAAUAUAUUCUCCUCAAUUCAAGAAGAUUGUCAUCGCGAUCAAACCAUAACAUUCACUACUCAAUUACAAUCAUUUCUUGUUGUUAGCGACCCCACUUUUUCCGUCGCUAAGCAAGAGUUCAAAAGGAUCCAAGACGAGUACAUGUCAAUCUUGAGUGACCUCAACUCCAAGAGGAAAAAGAUUGCAAAAAGGAUAAAGAUAUUAAGUCGCCUCAAGAAGGCUUAUGGGAUUAUCUUACCGGUUGCAUGUGGCUUGUUAACCGUGGCAACCUUGAUUUUAGCGACACAUACAGCAGCUAUUGCAUUGGUUAUUGGUCCCGUCGUGUUAUGCCUACCCAUGAAACCUUUGAGGAAGAAAAUGACAUGGCCACGAUCAUUUAGAUUAGGGUUUCUCAAGAAAACCGCUAACCAGCUAGACGCUGCGACUAGAGGGUCAUAUAUCUUCAAUCGAGAUUUCGACACCAUGGGUCGACUCAUUGGCAGGAUAAACGAUGAGAUCGAGCACAAUAGAACAAUGGUUAAAACGUGCUUGGAGAGGAAGGAUGGUGGGAAAUACUCCUUUCAAGUGUUGAAAGAGCUUAAAAGAGGUAAUGUUGGGUUUAAAGAACAAGUGGAGGAGCUUGAGGAACAUGUUUAUUUGUGCCUUGUGACCAUAAACAAGGCUAGGGCUUUGCUCUUGAAGGAACUUGCACCAGCUUGUGUAUAA
Molecule: messenger RNA, 1059 nt
Organism: Impatiens glandulifera
Lineage: Eukaryota; Viridiplantae; Streptophyta; Magnoliopsida; Ericales; Balsaminaceae
Product: UPF0496 protein At1g20180-like
Exons: 2
Source: RefSeq, a predicted model, not a curated record